Molecule: messenger RNA, 2133 nt
Organism: Ceraceosorus guamensis
Lineage: Eukaryota; Fungi; Basidiomycota; Exobasidiomycetes; Ceraceosorales; Ceraceosoraceae
Exons: 3
Coding region: 128-1888 (586 amino acids)
Source: RefSeq, a predicted model, not a curated record
ACCGAAUGCCGGCCUCUACUUCGCUCUACCACACCACCUUCUGCAGCUCAAGAGGGAAAGCUCUGCUGUUCAAUUCCAUCACCUUCAGCUUCCCCACGACACACAUUACGGCUGAGACCCGGCAGUCAUGCAGACUCUGCAACCCACCACCUCAGCUUUGCGUUCCAAAGAGCAUGGCUUGCGCUCGCUCUCCUCAUCCAUAUCUUCCUUGCCCGGCGCGCCGCUCUCCCCAAAUUCGUCCACUGUUCUACUACCGCGUGAUCUUUACAAUGCCUCGGACUCGGCCCAAGCUCUCUACUCUCGAGCAGCGAGAGCUUUCUUGCAGCGCAGCCACGCCAGUGCUCUCUUGACCAGCCAAGCUGCUCUGGACCUGCUCAACGAAGGUACAGAGUCGCCGCGGGAUGCAGAAUUGACACAAGUAUUGGAAAGGCUGUUGAUCUUGCGAUUGACAAUCUUUGCCACGUUGUAUGAGCCGCGCAAUCCUUCUGGCGCUCCCAUCCUCGAGGCAUUAAAACGGCAGUCCUCCCAAGCCUCGCAACAGCUCCAACAUCGACUGGGCUUGCCUGUGGAAGACUUUCUGCUAGAGCUGUGGAAGGAGCCGCUGAAGGCAUACCAUCCUGAUCUGAUCUCGCAUUGGAGCGAGCUCGACUCUUUGGAUCCUUCGCCUAGCACGCUGCGCUCACCCCUCGACCUGCCGGGGGGUUUGGUUGCUGCUGCCAUCAUGAGCGCGCUGCGGGUGGAUGGCGCUCAUACAGAUAGCGAACCGAGCGCGAACUUCAACAGAGUCGUUUCGCGCAAAGAAAUGGCUUCCACAAAUGCGGCUUCGCUCUCGGGUCUGAAAGCAGCCAGAUCGAUCUGCGAAUGGGUUCUGGCUGCCCACUCUGCUCCCCUGCUAGGGCAUGAGCAAAGUGCUAUGAGCGUCAAGGCUCUCCAAGCGAGACAGGAACAAUACGACCGCGUUCUGGAACUGUACACCCUGCAUGUACUCGGAGCCAGAGCGGGAGAAUGGGACUAUGCUGAACAGCUUAUCAGCUUGUCUGGUGGCGGAGAUUCGCAGAGCAAAGAGGCACUGCUGCACCGGCUCUAUGCGGCCAAAGACCACAUAGCUUCUCGCCCGGAGCGCAGACGGAUCGCGUCAGAAGCAGCGACACGAGCAUACGAAGCGGAAAAGGCGCGCCGAGCUUCAGAGUCGAAGGCUGUUGCUGCUACGGGAGCUACUGCUGCCAUUGCCUCUAUGCCUUCAUCCGCUAGUGCGUCCUCCAGCAGAGCUCGUUCGGAGAGAGCUGCCGGCGAAGGCGAAGGCAAAAGGAGGGUGAGGCGCUUGAGUAGCUCAUCUGGGGCCAGCGCGCGCUCUUCUGCUGCCGAGGCGGACGUCGAACGUCCAUCAGAACGGCGACCUCAGCCACAGCGAUCCGCAUCGUCCCAAGACGGUGCGAGCAGGGCUGAGCAGAAAGCCGUGGCGAAGCCAACAUCCUCUUCCGACUUUGCAGCUCGACGAUCUUCUGUGCGAGACUAUCUCGCGCGUGGUCACGAGCGGGAUUCGACGUUGGAUCGCUCCAGAUCUCUGUCGAGCUCGCAGUCCACGAACGCUCGAUCAGGCAUCCUGCAGCUCUUCAACCGCUUUGCACAGAUGCUAAAGACUCAUCCGAUGGCUGCUGUUCGAUGGGUAGGUGUCAUCCUGGUGGCACUGAGCAUACUUCGGAACGCUGCUGCCUAUGCAACUUCGCUCCGAGGCGUCGGAAGGUUGGGCACCGCGAGAAGAAUUGCAGGCAGCACGACCGAACCACAAUCAGGAGGCGGCGGAAAUAGCAGACCUGGACUGGUUCGAUUGGCCGCUGCUAAGCUUUGGGAUACCAUGCGCAUGGGCACACAAGUCACGUAUUUGUAGGCUUCAAACAUAUACGAUCACUCAAUGAUCUUGUGAACUUGCAUUCUUCUUGCAUCAAGGCCAUAUCUCCGCUUGUGCACGAUCAACAGGCUGUGCAUACAGAUGCCUCGAUUGAACAACAACGUAAGUUCACAGUAUUUGCGUCUCUCGACUCGUCAAUAAUCCAUUUUGCCACGGUGAGCUGUGACGGCUGCUCUGAUGUCAGCGAGAGCCGUCCGUCCCUGGUUGAAAUAUUAUGUUGGUAG